Messenger RNA from Trypanosoma brucei brucei TREU927, 306 nucleotides. RefSeq lists its product as hypothetical. The record is from RefSeq and is a predicted model, not a curated record. Bases 1 to 306 code for a protein of 101 amino acids. The transcript has a single exon. Lineage: Eukaryota; Euglenozoa; Kinetoplastea; Trypanosomatida; Trypanosomatidae.
AUGCUAUACGUAAGCGCUGGAGAAGACGGGGCACACGGCACUUGGAUUGGGCAUCUGGAAACCACAAGGCCUUAUGUUGACGAGGAAAAAUGGCCAACGAUGCCAAGACCCAAAAGCCCCCGGGCCACACUGCACCCAUUAAAAGAAGUAUUGAAGCAUGCUCACCAAACGACAAAAUCAGAAAGAACAAGAAUAGAGAGGCUUAAAGCAGCAGUUUUAGCUGAACGGUGCUCCGCGGAAGAAAGCGCCUACAGUCUUCCACCCCGGAAUCGUCCACGAAAAGAUAAACUACGGUGUCGCUCCUAG